Messenger RNA from Myotis myotis, 2159 nucleotides. It is a transcript of the gene TNIP3, whose product is annotated as TNFAIP3 interacting protein 3. The coding region runs from base 862 to 1635 and encodes 257 amino acids. The transcript is spliced from 11 exons. Lineage: Eukaryota; Metazoa; Chordata; Mammalia; Chiroptera; Vespertilionidae. Gene Ontology annotation, biological process: regulation of transcription by RNA polymerase II; cellular response to lipopolysaccharide. The record is from RefSeq and is a predicted model, not a curated record.
GGAAGGAGUCAGCGGUCACCUCCCGGCUCUGGGAAAUGCAGGGAGGUGAUGGCAGUGACUUCCCCUCCCUGGAGGACGCUGCCAGGAAAGGAAGAAUGGCGAUUUACAUACCACAGCCGGCUAAUCCACCCCUAGCCUCUGAGUCACAGCCUGCCGGCUUGAGACAUCCCGGGAAAUCCCUGCUUGGAAGAGAGGAAACGUUAAAAUCGCAGUUGCUGGGCUUGUAACCAUUCCGUGCAGCUUGCGUCCUGGCACGCUGUUCCCUUGUAAGGAAGAGACGCUGUCCCUGUUUUCCACGCACUGCGGGCUUUUUGAAACUUUGUAUGCUUGGCCUCCCUUGAAACGACAUCUCAAGAGCCAUUUUCUUUCUUCUUUUCCUUCUGUUCUCCAAGACACCAGGACAGACAGCCCCCCCGGCACACCCUGAGCAGGGCACGCGGAGAAUGAGCACUGUGGAAGGCGCCACGGAGCCCGCGGAGUGUGCUGACCCAUCCAGAGGAAAGAGCUCGACAAAUCCUCUUGAACGAAAGAUAAGGUGCCUGGAAAAACAGAGAAAAGAGAAAACCCUCAAUACUUAGACAUUCUUACCAGAUUCCGGUUGGAUUAAACAAAGAUAAAAAUUCACGAAACUAAGCCACGCUAACGGUGCUAAUAACACGGUCGGUGGACUGGCCAAGACACGCCGACGGCGACAGCGUUUCGAGAACACCGCCUUCCCCCGGGUUUCCAAAACCUCAGCAACCUCACACGGACUUCCUGCUGGCCAGACGUCCACACGGGCAGACCCUUUGCUGACUCACCACGUGUUCACGGUUGCAGCUCCUGGAGGUGAACCGGCAGUGGGACCAGCAGUUCCGAAGCAUGAAGGAGCUGUACGCCGGGAAGCUUGCAGAGCUGCAGACGAAGCUGGAGGCCACAGAGCGAUUCCUCAGCAGCCUGGAGAAGGGACGGCCAGCGAGCCCCAGGGCCAGCGCUGGGCCCGCGGACCUGGCCCAGGAGCCGCAGCAGAGAGAGGAGAAGGAAAAGCAGAGCCAGAGCGAAGAAUUACUCGCGUUGAAGAAAGAAAACAAGCUGUUGAAGGAGAACAAUGCUGCCAUGAGCAGGAGGCGGGAACAUUAUGAAUGUGAAAUAAAACGUCUUAACAAGGCUCUUCAGGAGGCCCUGAAGGUCGAGUGCUCUCCGCUUCCCGAGGCCCGUCUGGGGGGGCCUGAGGCGGGGUGCGGGCACGAGGACAUGAGGACAGAGAUGGAGGUGCUCAAACAGCAGGUGCAGAUCUAUGAGGAAGACUUCAGAAGGGAGAGGUCGGACCGAGAGAGACUCAACCAGGAGAAAGAGCAGCUGCAGCAAAUGCACCGGACGUCGCAAUCCCAGCUGAACCAGCUGAAGUCCGAGGUAAAAGCAUGCCGGCUGGAGCAAGAAAGGCUGGAACGGCAGUUGGAACAGAUGCGCAUCCCGGCCUGUCGCUGCAGCCUGGGUCUCCACCUGCCGGACGCGGGCGCCCCCGCCGGCCCCGGGGCUGUGCCGGACCUGCCGAGGCUCCUGCCAGACCGCCAGCGGGGUGCUCCGGGCCGGCUGCCCCCAGACGCGCAGCACGCAGCACACGGUUUCUCCUCAGAAAAGAAAGGUGACCAGUAGCCCGAGGAGCGUGGACGCAGGGAGAGCCGGGCAGGGUGUCGCUGCCUGUGACAGUGGCUCGCGUCCGCCAGCUGCCCCGUCACCUGCCCCGCCGCCGUGUGACGCCUGGGCCCGGGCAGAGGAAAAGGCUCUGACGGCUGAGAUCCCGUGGGGUCUGCGAGGCCAGGUGGCACGGCCCACACACCGCCGUGCCCGCGGCACAGACUGGCAGGCGGAUGGUGCGCCACUCCCUGAGACCCCAGCACAUGCCAUGGGGAGCACGGGGCGGCUCCGUGAUCCCGGCAACCCCCCGCUGGUGCGAGGUUGUAUUUGACGGGAACACACGUUCCCCGGGGAAAGUGUCCGCUGGUACAGGUCGGCUCUGAGGGUUUUUCGGGGGCCCAGCCUGCAGGCCGUUCAGCCGGCCCUCACUCCGGCCCUCACUCCUGGCCUCAGAGACCCAAAGGCAGGACCGAGGAGGUGUAGAUCCUUGUGGGAACCACGUGAGUGCUUCGACCUGAAUAAAAUGAUAAGCUUGCCACUUU